Molecule: messenger RNA, 894 nt
Organism: Penicillium griseofulvum
Lineage: Eukaryota; Fungi; Ascomycota; Eurotiomycetes; Eurotiales; Aspergillaceae
Product: RTA1 domain-containing protein
Exons: 3
Coding region: 1-894 (297 amino acids)
Cellular component (GO): plasma membrane; fungal-type vacuole
Source: RefSeq, a predicted model, not a curated record
AUGGCGGACAUGAUACAACUACAAACCGGCUGCCCUGCCUAUAUCGAAGGCGUCAACACUUCAUAUGGAUAUGUCCCUUCGCUAGGAGCAGGCAUUGCCUACUGCGUACUCUUCGGUCUUUCAAUGAUCCUCCACACAGUCCAAUUCGCCUGGAAACGACAAUGGUGGGCAAGCGUGUUUAGUGUCGGAUGUCUAGUCGAAGUAAUCGGCUGGGCCGGCCGUACCUGGUCAGCCAAAUGUCCAUACAAUAGUGUCGCCUUCCUAAUGCAAAUCUCCACCCUCAUAAUCGCCCCAACCUUCUUCACAGCAGGAAUCUACGUCCUCCUAGGCCGCUUCAUCCAACUCCUCGGCCCAGACUCCUCAAUCAUAUCACCAAAACUAUACCUCUGGAUCUUCUGCACCUGCGACGUAAUCUCGCUCGUCGUCCAAGCCGUCGGCGGCGGCAUGGCCUCCGGCGAAGCCGACAAAAUCGGCGGCGACACAGCAACCGGCACGCACAUCAUGGUCGCUGGUAUCGUCUUCCAGCUCUUUUCAAUUACAAUCUUCGUCUUCUGCGCGGCGGAUUUCAUCAGACGGGUUAUGCGCAAGCGGCUCCUGCAGUCCGUGACCGGCUCUGUUAUCCCCCUGUUCGCCGCGAUGAUACUUUCCAUCGUCUGUAUCUAUAUUCGUUCUAUUUAUCGUACGAUCGAGUUGUCGCAGGGAUGGGAUGGGUAUCUUAUUACGCAUGAGUCGUAUUUUAUCGCGCUUGAUGGGGCUAUGAUGGUCGUUUCUGUUGCUAUCUUUAAUGUUUUGCAUCCUGGGUGGAUGUUGCCGAGUGGGAAGUCGGAUGGGUAUAAGAUGGAGACGCUUUCGGUUGAUAGACCGGAUUAUGGGAGUUCGCCUACGAACUGGUGA